UAGUAGAAGAAGAAGAAACACUCGGUGGAAUCUCUGCGACGUGGAAUCGUGGCGUCGUUUUUAGCCAAGUUUAACGUUUUAUUCUGAAAAAUAUCGAUUCCAGCUGUAAUGGAUCAACUUGCGGAAGACUCUCCAAUCAGCGCCAAGCGGACAUGAGGAGGCUUUAGGCGCUUCGUCGCUGUUUUCCUCCACAAAGCCUUGCUGCGGUUAGCAUCAGCCGGCUAACUAGUAAAAACAACGCUAGCUUGCUAAAGUGGCCAAAAAAAAAACAAAACAAAAACAAGAUGAAGAGGAAAAGUUAGUAUCCGGGUGAGGAUGUCUAAAGUGCAGGAGCUGCGCUGUUUCGUGCAGCAGCGGCUGAGCGCGGCUGCGGAGGAGAUCUUCGGGCUGUUUGAGAAAACCAUCGCCGAGUAUCAGGAUGAAGUUUCUCGAUCCAAACUGGAGACCGAGCGGCACCGGAGGCUGCUGGAGGCCGCUUUAAAACCCACAGCAGUGUUGCCUGAGCAGCUGUUGGGCAGUGAAGACGAGGUUCCCCCUGAGCAGCAGGAGGAGCCAGAGCCCCCGCACAUUAAAGAGGAGCAGGAGGAGCUGUGGACCAAUCAGGAGGCAGAGCAGCUCCAAGGCCUGCAGGAGGCUGAUAUCACCGAGUUCCCUGUGAAGAGUGAGGAUGAUGAAGAGAGAGCUCAGACCUCGCAGCUUCAUCAGGGCCAAACUGAGGAGAGCAGAGAGGCAGAGCCCGCAUGUAAGACGGAAGACAGUGACGAUGACUGGAAGGAGACCAGAGGACCUCCGUCAGGUUCAAACCCACUGAGCGAGCUCCUUUUCAGUCGUGACAAAUUUGAUAUCGAGGAGAAACUUUCCCCCUGCUGUGUAACAGCCCCCAUAGGAGUCAAACUUUGGAGAUGCUCCGUCUGUGGUAAAAGCUUUAAACAUCAAGGAAACAUCAAGAGACACAUGAUGAUGCACACAAGAGAGAAACCAUUUAGUUGCUCAGUCUGUGAUAAAAGCUUUUUCCAUAAAGGGGUUUUCAGCAGACACAUGAAGAGCCAUGCAGAGAAGAAACCACUUAAUUGCUCAGUAUGUGGGAAAAACAUGUGUCGAGAACAUGUUGACAACCACAUCAGAUCCCACACAGGUGAGAAACCGUUUAGUUGUACGAUCUGCAACAAGAGAUUUAGUCUACAUAAACAUGUAAAGAGACACAUUCGAAGUCACAAGUAUGAAAAACAAUUCAGCUGCAAAGUUUGUGGCCAACGAUUCAAGCACGGUAAAGCAGUGACCGCACACAUGAGGUCGCACACGGGAGAAAAACCAUUCAGCUGCUCGGUCUGCGGGCGAAGCUUUGGCAGCAAAAAAACUAUGCAGCUGCACACGAGACUCCACACGGGUGAGAAACUGUGCAGCUGCUCCGUCUGCGGCAAAACCUUCACACAUAAAGGAACCUUCAUCAGACACACGAGGAUUCACACGGGAGAGAAACCAUACAGCUGCUCAGUGUGCGGCAAAAGUUCAACUCAGAAAGGAGACUUGAAAAAACACAUGAUGAUCCACACAGGGGAGAAACCCUUCAGCUGCUCAGUCUGUGGUAGGGCUUUUACACAGAAAGGAUCCCUAAAAACACACAUGAGAACCCAUACAGGAGAAAAACCUUUUAGUUGCUCGUUCUGUAACAAAAAAUUUAUGCAGAGUGGACAAAUGGUUAAACACAUGAGAGUCCACGCAACAGAGAAACCAGUUACCAACAUGUGGUAAAACUGUUAGUUAAGACAAAUAUUUGAAAGUACACUUGACCACCUUCACAAGAGAGAAACCGCUCAGCUGCAGUGUGUGUGAGGAAACUUUCAGCAAGCGUUCACAUGUGAAAAAACACAAGUGUGUCGGCGAGAGCAGCAGCAGGUGAAGCUGCAGAGCUGCUGGUUGAGCCGAGGAGCUCAGCAGGAACCAAACAAACCAGAGACACGUCCAUCAUUCAGGAGGAAACCCAAACACCUCAACUCUGAUGUGUGCAGCCACAUCUGAUUACUGCUCAUAAAUGUAUUUCAUUACAUGGAGAAACUGUUAAUUUUGUCAGUGACAGUUAUAAAUAAGUUGUUCUAAGUCAGUCGGUCAGUCGGUGCUGCAUGUGCUCAGGCAGUUUGCUGUUGUCUUGGGUCCCUUUGGGCUCUCUUUGUUCAUUAAAUGCUACAAAGUGAAUUGACUUGAAAAGUUGAAGCCCUUUAACUGCCAACAAGGAUUCAUAAUCACUACAGGCAGGUUGUUUUUCUUUCAUACACUAUUUAAGCAAGUUGCACUGUACUUAAAACCCCUGUGCAGAGGUCACUCAGAUGGGAGAAGCGUAUUUGAAAGUGUUUCACAAUAUCACUCUUCUAAAUUGUCAGACACAAACUGUCUUUGUUUCAUUUAUCUUUGCCAUAUGGAAAUAUCUGUCUUCCUUGGUUCAGCAUAUUCUGUGGACUCAUGUAAAACAUUGUUUACUUUAAUUUGAAUUAUAUUUGAAAUGUAAUGAUUGUGAAAGCAAAAUCAAACUUUGGUAGAGUGUGUGUGUGUGUUGUCUUGUUCCCUGGGUGUGUUACACGAGUCCACAUGAUGGUGAAAUAACAGCAUUAGUCACCCGGUCCACUAUAUGGUAUUAGUAUCUCGCCAUUCAUUUCCAAAGCAAAACAGUUCCCAGAAUAACAUUUUUACUACCUAAACCUUCAUGUACAAAGCCAAUUAUACCAGUAUAAAACAACAAAACCCGGUAACUUAGAAUUUUUUUUAAAACUUUUUUAAAUUAUAAUUAUUAAACAGUUCUUGUUAUUUUCCUAUUUGAAUUGGAAAGUAGCUCUAGUAGGUAGUUUUUUUAUAUUGCCAAGUUUCACUUCUUCAGCUAUAACUUUUGUGCUGAAAGUGUUAUUUUAGGAGCUGGUUUGCCAUGGAAGUGACUGAUAUAAAGAUACAAGUCCAGUGUUGUGGACAGGCAGCUAACGAGGAGAUUUCACCGCCACGUGGACUCGAAUCACACCCAGGAGACACAACAAAUCUGCCAAAGUGUAAUUCUGCUUUGAUUCGAGAGGUUGGCGUCUCCCUUUCCUUAAGAUCUGUUGUCCUGAAACAAUCUCAUUAGUUUGGGUGUCAGUGCCGAGUUUUCAUGUUUCAUAAUCUUGUUGCAAUUUUUGCAAUAAAAAGUGUGACAAUACCAAA
Molecule: messenger RNA, 3183 nt
Organism: Myripristis murdjan (pinecone soldierfish)
Lineage: Eukaryota; Metazoa; Chordata; Actinopteri; Holocentriformes; Holocentridae
Product: zinc finger protein OZF-like
Exons: 2
Coding region: 316-1752 (478 amino acids)
Biological process (GO): regulation of transcription by RNA polymerase II
Cellular component (GO): nucleus
Molecular function (GO): RNA polymerase II cis-regulatory region sequence-specific DNA binding; DNA-binding transcription activator activity, RNA polymerase II-specific
Source: RefSeq, a predicted model, not a curated record